Babjeviella inositovora NRRL Y-12698 is the source of this 2013-nucleotide messenger RNA. RefSeq lists its product as uncharacterized. The record is from RefSeq and is a predicted model, not a curated record. Gene Ontology annotation, molecular function: primary methylamine oxidase activity; quinone binding; copper ion binding. The transcript has a single exon. Bases 1 to 2013 code for a protein of 670 amino acids. Gene Ontology annotation, biological process: amine metabolic process. Lineage: Eukaryota; Fungi; Ascomycota; Pichiomycetes; Serinales.
AUGCCUAAUCAACUCCACCCAUUCGACUCCAUACAAGAUUACGAAAUCACCUUAGCUGCUAAGCUUAUCAAGGAUGGCUACAAUCCAGCCGACAACGUGCACUUCGUGCUUAUCGACAGAUUGGAGCCACCUAAGAGGGAUACCUUGAAGUACUUGGAAGCUGAGAAGGCCGGUAAGCCAUUGCCAGAGGUUCCACGUACUGCCUAUGCGUAUUUCUACACCAAACAGAAGCACCUCCACAAGGCUUUGGUAAAUUUGACGUAUAAGCAUGUCAUUACCACCACCACCUUACCUCACGGUACCGUCGGUCCGUUGUUGCCGGAAGACGUGAUCGAAUGCGAGAGUUGGUGCAUGGAGCAUCCGUUGGUCCAGGCUGAGGUUGAAAAGUUGCAAUUGCCUCCAGGCUACGUUGUGCGUACCGAUCCAUGGAUGUACGGUACUGACUCCGAGCAUGAAGACCGUUUCUUGAUCCAAUAUUAUAUGUACUUGGUCGGCUCUAACGGUCAUGAAGAAUCCAACCACUAUUCCUUGCCUUUGAAGUUUGCCCCUGUGUUUGAGGCCUUCACCAAGAAGUUUGUCAGAAUCGACUUUUUGCCUGGCGGGGUAGAUGAAAAAGUCACAGCCACUUUACCCUGGAAGGAAGUCUUGCCAGUGGAGUACCACUACAAGUUGCACGGUGAAAAGCCAAGAGACUUGAAGCCUUUGCUUUAUGUGCAGCCGGAGGGUGUGUCAUAUGAGAUUGAAGGCUCCAAGGUGAAGUGGCAGGGCUGGGAGUUCAGAGUCUCCUCCAACAACAGAGAGGGCAUGGUUAUCUACGAUGCCUCCUUCAAGGGGAGAUCUGUCUUGUACAGACUUUCUUUAUCUGAAAUGACCGUGCCUUACGGUGAUCCAAGAGUUCCUUUCCACAGAAAGCAGGCUUUUGACUUGGGUGACUGUGGAUUCGGCUCGUCCGCCAACUCCUUGGCCUUGGGCUGCGACUGUCUCGGGGUUAUCAAGUACCUUGACUGUCUUAGAUGUGACGGUGAGGGUAACCCGGUGUUGAUCCCUUCCACCAUUUGUAUGCACGAGCAGGACGAUGGGUUGUUGUAUAAGCACGUCAACUACAGAACGUUUGACUCCACCCAGGCCAGAAGAAGAGAGUUUGUGCUCCAGACCAUUGCUACUGUUGCCAACUACGAAUACAUCUUGAACAUCGUGUUUGACCAAAUUGGUCAGAUCUCCAUUAAGGCCAAGGCUACGGGUAUUUUGUCCACUAUGCCAAUCGACGAGGGCUUGGAUGUUCCUUGGGGUACCAACGUCGGUCCUGGGGUGAUGGCUGCCUACCACCAGCAUUUGUUGUCCUUCCGUAUCGAUCCAGCUGUGGAUGGACACAACAACACUGUUGUCUACGACGACGCGGUUCCAAUGGCCAUCGACCCGGUGCUUAAUCCAUACGGUAUCGGUUUUGUUUCAGAGAGAACGGUUGUCGAAAAGGCAGGGUACAUUGAACAGUCUCCAUUCACCAACAGGGCUGUCAAGAUUAUCAACGAAUCGGUUAUAAAUCCAACCACCAGAAAGCCAGUCGCGUACAAGAUUGAUACCUCCGCUCGCCAGAUGAUGAUUGCUCAUCCAACCUCGUUCAACUCCAGAAGAGCGAAGUAUGCUACCCAACAAAUGUGGGUGGUGCCUUACAAGGAUAACCAGUUGUGGGCUGCUGGUGAAUUCACCAACCAAUCUCAAACUGACACUGGUUUGGCCGAAUGGGUCAAGGGCGAAGCUCCGGUGAGAAAUACCGAUUUGGUGGUUUUCGCUACCAUGUCUUUGACGCACUUGCCAAGAGCUGAGGAUUUCCCAGUCAUGCCAACGGAUAACUUGCCUGAAAUUAACAUCAUUCCUUACGGUUUCUUUGAAAAGAAUCCUGGUUUGGAUGUUCCUCAAUCCGAUAACAAGGGUAAGAAUUCGAUGUAUUACGAGGAGUCCAAAAAACAGUCUACCGCCCAAAAUAGUGAUUGCUGCAAGAAGGCUAGUUUGUAA